AUGGAAAUUCCACAUAUCCCGGGAUUAGAUUUUGACCCAUCUAGCAUCCUACUUCUGACUCAUUACUUGAAGCAGAGGAUUCUGGACCACUUCCAUUCCGGAAAUCCCAAUUAUUCGAUGAAUCAUCACCUGAUCCCGGAUAUCGAGCUCUACAAGUGGGAUCCCGAGGAACUGCCUCGCCAGUACGAUAGGUUAGCGGAGGCGAGGUCUAAUGGAAGGCAAUGGUUCUUCUUUUGUCUUCGAAAAGAGAACUAUCGUAACAACAGUCGGUCUGAGAGGACUAUUCCAAAUGUUGGUUAUUGGAAGAUUACUAGUUCAGACAAGAAAGUGAAGAGCGAAGAUACUGGCAAAGAGAUAGGCAAGAAGAAGACAUUGACUUUCUACCGAGGGCGGAGUUCCAGUGGGAUCGUGACCAAUUGGGGAAUGCAUGAAUACCACCUAAAUCCAUCGUAUCUCGACUACAACAUCGAAGAGAUGCCCUUUGUUGUCUGCCAUGUGUUCAAGAGAAGUGGCAGAAGGAGUGACGGUACUGCCUAG
Punica granatum (pomegranate) is the source of this 537-nucleotide messenger RNA. NCBI's taxonomy places the organism in Eukaryota, Viridiplantae, Streptophyta, Magnoliopsida, Myrtales, Lythraceae. The record is from RefSeq and is a predicted model, not a curated record.